Messenger RNA from Globicephala melas (long-finned pilot whale), 2904 nucleotides. It is a transcript of the gene CCDC71, whose product is annotated as coiled-coil domain containing 71. NCBI's taxonomy places the organism in Eukaryota, Metazoa, Chordata, Mammalia, Artiodactyla, Delphinidae. The record is from RefSeq and is a predicted model, not a curated record.
GAGGCGGCAGGGUGGAUGGGCCGGGUGGCCGGCUCCUUCGGGACCAGCGCCCUCCGCCGGCCCGGCCGAGACCCCCAACCCCCACCCCGUGCCCAAAGACCCCACCCUGGAGCUGUGCGACCCCGUCGCGCUCUCACCGCCUGUCCCGUGCAUUUCGCUUCCUCUAAGGCCCCCCGCUCCUACCGUCGGCUUGGGUCUCAGGGACGCGGACUCCCAGCCUGAGGGCCCUGAUCUGCCCCCGCCCCAGUUUCGCUUGGUUAGGGCCGCUCCCGUCCUGCAUCUUUUCAUCAGCUUCCCCGGCCUGCCCCGGGGACACUUGUGAAGGGAAGUCAGGGGUCGGGCUGCAGUCUCUGUUUUCCGGAGCCUCUUGGAAAGCCCAGGAGACCCCUCCCAAGGGCCCAGGCCGACCUGAGCGGAAGAGCCCCGAGUUCACCCCCAAUAUCUGUGCCUGGAGGUAACAGGUUCCUCCUUAUUGUACAGUUCACAGCCCUGGGAACUACACCCCUUGGGAAAAAAGAGAACUAAAGUCAUGUGUAAGGACUGUACUUGGAGAAUGGCCUCUGGAGAGGGGAAGUGCCCGAGACACCUGAGCAUCCAACAAUGUUUCCAAACAAAGAGCCCCAGGGCACUUCCUCCAGGGAAUUCUGAAAACUUCUGCUCCACUAGGGGGAGGAAGAAGCUGCACAGACUCACCUCUUGGCCCCAGAGACUUGCCUGAUCCCAGCUGAUCUUUUAAUUCUCCUGUGCAGCUGCGGAGCUGUCUCUGGGACCCCUCAGUGAUGGGUUAGACUAGAUGUUAGUCAUGAUUGACGGCCUACAGCUUUUAAAGAGAAGCCUGGGACAACUUGGGUCUUCCCAGACAGCUCUAAAUGGGCUGUACCAAAGUCGUCUUCCAAGCCCUAGUUAGGACAGUUCAGAUCUCUAGGGUCCGCUUUAUUAACCAUCUUACUCGGAGUCAUUGGCUCCCAGACCUUGGGCUCUUGGUCUGGCUGCCUGGCGCCAGGCUGCCUGAUUGCCUUGAGAUGUAUUAUUAGUACCUGCUACUCAUCUUUUUAGUUUCUGUUGAAGGAGAGUCUGGCUUUUUCCCUGGGGUUGGUCUCCAUGGCUCUAGUGCUAGGAAUUGGACCUCUGAGUGGACUGUCUGGGAACUCUGAAAGCAGAACUUCUGGUGGGCAGGGAGGUCCACCCCUGGGCACCUGAACAGCAGCAGCUGUAGGAACAGAGAUCGUCAUGGACUUUGGAUGUGCCAAGCGCUGGUUUGCGGAUACCCAGGCAGAUCUGCAGUGCCUAAUGCCAUGAGCGUGGUGGUGCAGCAUGUGGAGGAGAAAGCUGUGCACUCCUGGUCGCGGAUCUCCACGGCAGGGAAGAAGGCCCUGGAGGAAGCGCUGCUUGUCUUUAACCCCAUGAGCCAGGAUCUCAGUGCCACUGAGGCCCAGCUUGUGGCCUUCCUGCAGGGCUUGCGGGAUGAUGGCUUCCAACCUACCAUCCUGCGCAGCGGUGAUGUCUAUGGCUAUAGUUCGUGCACAGCCAACCCCCCAAGCCAGACAAAGCUUCAAGCUCGUGCCCCCACCCCAGCUGCCACAUCACCUCCAGCCAGUGCUCCCCGAACUGCCAUGCGGCUGCCUGCAGGCCGGGCCACGCUGCUCCCCAUGCCACUGUCUGGCAGGCUGGCCAAAGCAUCCACACCAACUCUCGCCAAGCAUGCCACCACCAACCUGCUACUGAGCUCCCUGAAGCAGUCAAGUGCCAGCCGUGCCCGGGGUGCAGCAGUGGGCUUUCCCACCCACCUCUAUCCAGGUGUCUACCCUGCCAUGCGGCUCUCCGUUGUCCUUGAGGCCCUGGUUCCACUCAAGACUCCCAUGCCCUGCUUGGGUGCCAAGCACAAGGCACAGUCACUGCAGCUCUCACUUGCAGACUCUCCCCUGAAGCUGCGGAAAGGUCUAGGGAAGAGGCUGGGGAAUUCCCAGCCCAAAGCUCCCAGAAAAGCCACAAGCAAGGGCUCCAAGUGUCUGACUCGAAGAGGCCCCAGGGCUGGACCCCGACAAGGCACUGGGCCCCAGAGCAAGACCUACAAAGCCUCUGGUUCCCUCAGUGGCCCACGAAUGAAAGGUGGCUGUGCUCUGGGCACCAAAACAGCCCAGGCCAAAGCUUCCCGUGCCCAGGCCAAGGUGGCUCGAACACAAGCCAAAGCUGCCAAGGCCCGGGCAGAAGCCAAGGCAGCACGGAUCAAGGCCAAGGCCAAAGCCAAGGCAGUGCGGGCCAAGGCUAAGGCCAAGGCAGUGCAGGCCAGGGCCAAGGCCAGGGCAGUGCGGGCCAGGGCCAAGGCCAAGGCAGUGCGGGCCAGGGCCAAGGCCAAGGCAGUGCGGGCCAGGGCCAAGGCCAAGGCAGUGCGGGCCAGGGCCAAGGUGGCUCGGACCCAUCCCAGGGGCAGGGGCAGGCCAAAAAGGUCUGUUCAGGCCAGGACUGCAAGGAGGGGCCGGAAAAGCUGCCCUGAGCCUGUGGGACAGAAGAGGAAAAGGACUGAGGAGGCAAAGGAUCUUCCUCCCCAGAAGAGAACACGGCUUGGGCCCCAAUCCCCUAAGGUAUGGCUAGGACCUGGAACGGCAAAGCUGCUGAAAUUCCGGGCCAUCAAGGUGGACAGGCAGUCCUCAGAUGAUGAGGUGCGGCUGCAGGCUCAACGGAUCCUCCGUGUGAACCUUUCCCCUGUAAUACGACUUCAGCCAUUGUUGCCAUACUCAGCACCCUGAUUCCUUCACGUAGCAACGUUUGGGGAAACUGAGCCCAGUUGUCUGUGUGGCCAGUGGCACAGUGUGCAAUGCCCAUGGAUUCCACAACCCUAAAGACUCUGGGUGCCUCUCCAGGGCCCUGAGAGCCACCAGCCUCCUUUCAGAGACUGGAGGAUGU